AUGCUCUCCGUUUACAUCAUCAAUUUCGUGCUGUUGUUCCCGGCUAUCCUGACGGUGGCAUACCACGUGCCGGAUCUCGAUGCGGCAUUGAACGACUCAACGACAUAUCCAGCACUUUACGUCCUCAAGCAGUCCAUGAGUGUCGGCUGGAUCAACCUUCUGCUCGUCUUGAUCAUCUUGAUUAACGUUGCAUCGAACAUCGUGUACCUGGCCGCUGUGACCCGUGAUCUAUUCGCCUUCUCGAGGGACAAGGGACUCCCUUUCUCAAGGUGGCUGAGCAGCUUGGAUCCUAAACGCCACAUUCCCGUCAACGCAGCUCGAUUCAGCUGCCUCAUCGCUUUCUUGCUUGCCCUCAUCUACAUCGGCAGUCCAGUAGCGUUCUACGCCAUCACAGCUCUCAAUACUGUCGCACUCCUACAAUGUUACACCUUUUCGAUCGGCUGUGUCUUGUGGCGUCGUAUCGCGCACCCAGAGACACUACCGACCGCAGCAUUCUCGCUGGGUCGGUUCGGAGUACCAGUCAACGCCUUCGCGGUCAUAUACUCAGUGUGGUCUCUCUUCUGGGCUUGCUGGCCUCAACAAUAUCCAGUUACGGCGUCCGGCUUCAACUGGGCCUCUCCGAUCUUCAUUGCGGUCGUUCUGGGUUCCCUUAUCUACUUUGCAUUUAAAGCCAGACAUACGUACGAGGGUCCGGUGGUUAUGGUCGAGGGCAGGAAGGUGCAUGCUCCGUAG
This is a messenger RNA of Recurvomyces mirabilis, 732 nucleotides long. RefSeq lists its product as uncharacterized. Gene Ontology annotation, biological process: transmembrane transport. NCBI's taxonomy places the organism in Eukaryota, Fungi, Ascomycota, Dothideomycetes, Mycosphaerellales, Teratosphaeriaceae. The transcript is spliced from 3 exons. Gene Ontology annotation, molecular function: transmembrane transporter activity. Bases 1 to 732 code for a protein of 243 amino acids. Gene Ontology annotation, cellular component: membrane. The record is from RefSeq and is a predicted model, not a curated record.